AUGGUUUAUGGCCACAAGAGGAGUGCUGAAGCUACCAACUUCCUAAACAAUCUGGCAACAAAGCAAGGAGAGAAACAGCCUGAUAAACCAUGCAUCAUGCUGCCCACAUGUUUAUCCCAGAAAAAUGCAUAUGAAGAAUAUGUCAAGGAACACGAUAAACCAUUCUGCUAUAGACAUUUCCAGAGGGUUUGGAAAGAGAGAUAUCCAGAGAUGAAGGCAUCUGAGAGAACCACAUUCACGGAAUGUAAAGAAUGUGCCAUGAUAAAGCAGUUGAAAACCCAAAAGCUCACCAAAGAACAGCUUGUUGUUCUUGAGAAGCAGAAAAAAGCUCACUUGCUAGUUGCCCGAAUUGCAAGGGAAAAGUACUACAAACAUGCUAAGAAAGCAGUGGAAAACAAGAAGAAAUAUAUCUCGAUCAUCAUCGACAAUAUGGACCAGUCGAAGACAAAUCUGCCACGUUUUCCAACCUACCAUAAGGGAGAUGCAAAUUUGACACGACUACACCACCAUGUCACUGGCGUACUAGCGCAUGGGCAAAAGAAGUCCUAUAUAUUUACAUGGACAGACAAAUUUGGGAUGGACUGUAACAUCACCAUCAAUUGUCUCCUUGAGGUCCUGAAUGAUAUUUCAGAGGAAAAUUCCCUCCCACCUACUUUAUACAUACAAGCAGACAAUUCUGCAAAGGAUAAUAAGAAUUUCAUCUUAAUGGGGUUCCUGGCCAAUUUGGUGCAGAGGAAAAUUUUCAAGAAGAUUAAGCUGUCUUUCCUAAUGGUUGGUCAUACACAUGAGGAUGUGGACCAGAUGUUUUCAAGACUGUCCGUCCACUUAUCUGGGAAGUCCAUCCCUACACUUCCUGUGCUCCAGAGUCUGAUGAAGGAUGCAUAUCAUCCUAUACCGAUGAUUAUGCAUCUGAAUGGGCUCUGGGACUACAGGAAGUUGGGAAUGGCAUCCCCAGUCUCGCUUACUGGCCACAGCAGUCCACACAUAUUUAGAUUUAAGGAGGACCAUGGGAAAGUUCUGAUGGGGUAUAAGGAAUGGCCUUAUAAAGCUGCUGAAUACAAAACAGUAGACGUAACCCAACUGGCUGAAGCGUAUAACCUGGACCCGGAACAACUUCAUUUAGUAGCAGAGAAGGGGUCCAGGGCUUUUGACUUGAUGAUGACAGACCUUAGAAAAUGGCAGGCAGGAGGGAAGUUAAGCGACGAACACAUCAGUUGGUGGAAGGAACAUUUAAGGUCGGAAAAGAUCAUGAACAUCCCCUGUACCCCCAAGGCUUCUUCUUUCAAUCCUUAUCAAGUUCCUCCAGAAGAUGGAGAUUUCUAUUCAACAAUGACAGUUUUGGGCCAGCAUGUCUCCAACCUUUCAAAGGAAUCUGUUGUCAGAGUUGUGAAAAGAAAAACCAGAUAGGGUGCCAGUGUUACCAAGAUGGGCGAAAAGGACAAACAUAAUUUCUGUCUUCUAAUUAAGAUAUUUGUGAUAUAUUUUGUAUUUGAUACACAUAUAUUAUGCUUUGGCAUUGGCAUUUUGAAGCAAAGGGAAAUUAACAUUAGACAUUGCUUAGUCAUUUGAAAUUAAAUGUGAUUUUCAUUAUUGUUAUUACACACUGAUAAAUUCCUUUCUAUAACUAUUUAACAUUUUUGUUCAUUUACCUCUUUAGUUUUCUAUAGAUUAGAUAUAAUAUUAUCUGUCCGUGCUUUUUUCUCUGUACUUGCAGAUAUUUAUUUUAUAUAUGGUAUGUUGCUUUGCCAUAACAAGUUACAGAUAAAGUUUGAUAUUCGUCUUGGUCCGUUGAUUUAUUUCACAUAGUUAUGGCCCUUGGACUUAGAAAAAUAGCAUGAAUUAUCCGUUUUCCAGACUUGUUUUGGCUGUGCUUGUAGAUAUUCAUUUGAUAUUUGGUACAUUCCUUUGCCAUCAUAUCAAGUUACAGAUCGAGUUCGAAUUUCAUCUCAGUCCCUUGUUUUUUCAUUAAGCUAUGGCUCUUGGACUUAGAAAAAUAGCAUGAAUUGUUUGUUUACAUCAAAGUUUCUUAUCUCUGUAGAUAAGAGUAGUACACUCAUUAAAACUUUUAGCAAAGUAAUACAACAAUAUAGCAACAUUAUUCAUGAUCACCUACAUGUCACAGUUUAUUGACUUGGUUAAAGAUUUAAACCUAAUUAUAAUUUUCUCCUUUUUUCCUGGUCUAGUCUCUACUGGAAUAGUAGUUGAUUUUCAACCAUUCCUAUCCUGGUUCCCCAAUUUUCCAUUUUACCAUAACUUACAUAAUGAACUUUGAAUGUUGUGGUACAUAUUUUGAAAAUAUGAGAGUACAUGUAUUCAUACAGGAGUUUUAAUUGUCAGAAAAAGGGAGCACACAAAUUUUUAAUGUAUUUCUUUGUACUUUUUGACAUGUAUAUUAGUGCUUUCCAAAGCUAUAUUGUUAUUUAUAUGAUUUAUUUUCUAAACCAAUUCAUAUGAUGGUGUUUUGAAGCUGAAAUGUAAUGAACCAUUUUUUAACUCUUUCAGCAACAACACUUGCUAUUUUCAAUUGAUAUUUCUUGUUAUGAAAAUAGAUAGAUUAAAUACAUGUCUCUUCGUUGGAAUAAUGAAUGUGUAGGAUUUGUAUAUUAUUUCAGGACUGAGGUCAAAGUGAUUAUUUCUAAGCUCUUUAAUUAUUUCAUGACAACAUUCCCUUUUUGUCAAACAUUGUGAUUUGAAAAUUUUACAAGUCCAUCUAGUCACUAAAUAUAGUUUCUAAGUUAACAGCAUUUGCUACAAACCAUUGCUGUUGUAAAAAAAAUUAUGAAGGUGAAAACUACACAUUAUUAUUUUUAUAAUUGAUAUGAAUACGGUAUGGAAUGUAACCUAUCCCCAUGAUUUCUCAUUGUAAUUGAAAUCCAAAAAUUUGGGAGAAAUUUAUAUAGUUAUAUUAGGGGAGGGGUAAUAAAUUUCAACUUUUAAACAUCAUAGAAAAUUUACAAGUCUCUUCAUAAUUUUCUUCAGGAAUUUCAGUAAACUAAGCCAUAAAAUAAACAAACAUACGCAGCCAUUUCUUAUCAAGUGUCCUUAUUAGUCAAUGAGACAUUUUAGAAACUUUGCAUGAAUUGAUAACUAUUAAAAAAUGUAUAUAUGCUACAGAUGAUGUAAACCACUGGGUUAGCAUAUGUAUGCAUUCAUGUAAUAAAUUGAAAGUUUUAUAAAUUCAA
This is a messenger RNA of Ostrea edulis (European flat oyster), 3182 nucleotides long. RefSeq lists its product as uncharacterized. Lineage: Eukaryota; Metazoa; Mollusca; Bivalvia; Ostreida; Ostreidae. The transcript has 7 exons. Bases 1 to 1407 code for a protein of 468 amino acids. The record is from RefSeq and is a predicted model, not a curated record.